Vitis vinifera (wine grape) is the source of this 1301-nucleotide messenger RNA. Its product is annotated as transcription factor bHLH47. The record is from RefSeq and is a predicted model, not a curated record. Gene Ontology annotation, molecular function: protein dimerization activity. Bases 325 to 1059 code for a protein of 244 amino acids. The transcript has 5 exons. Lineage: Eukaryota; Viridiplantae; Streptophyta; Magnoliopsida; Vitales; Vitaceae.
CGCGUGGAACAAAGCCAGUGGCCACACUCUUUCCUCUCAGGCACCCCUGUCAGAGUCGAGUCUAUGAAAUUCACCCUUCAUUUCCUCAGCCUUCGCUAUUAGUUUCUUCGUCAUCAUCUCUCUACACUUGCUCGAAACCAACUUCUCCAGAUUCCAAAGGCGUAGAUUUUCUGUUCCUGGGUUUCGUCUGGUUGCUUGUUUUCUGAAAUUAUUCCCCUUUGUAGAAUCAAUAGGCAAUCUUCGUUUCUGGGUUUUGCUUAGAGAAUUUCAUAUGUUUACAGAGAGGAAACUAAAUCUGGAGACGGUUGUUAUAAGAAUCUGAACAUGGUUUCGGAGGUUCCUUCAGAUAACGAUGGCUGUGUGGCGGGGGAGACAGUUGUUGGCAGGCUGUCUCCUCGAAAAAAGAACCCUGGGAAAGUGCCUAAAAAAAUUCAUAAAGCUGAGAGAGAGAAGCUGAAACGUGACCACUUGAAUGUCCUAUUCCUUGAGCUGGGCAACAUUCUUGACUCAGCUCAGCAGAACAAUGGAAAGGCCUGUGUAUUGACUGAUGCCACUCGUCUUCUAAGAGACCUGCUUGCUCAGGUUGACUGUCUCAAAAGGGAUAAUGCAGCUCUUUUAUCUGAAUCUCACUAUGUGAGUAUGGAGAAGAACGAGCUGAGAGAGGACAAUUCAGCUCUAGAAGCUCAGAUCAAGAAGCUGCAGAGCGAGCUAGAAGAAAGGAUUCGGUCCAAACCAGCAUGGAAUUCAGAUCCUUCUCAGUUGGAUCACAACAGCACUGCCCCACAGCUACCAGAAGACCAUCUCAUGUUUCCUGUAACUGAUCAUGCAUCGCAAACAGCACCUGUUGUGGGUCCCGUCUUUGUUGUUCCCUUACAUCAGGACCUUCAAACAUUCCCGCAACCCAAUGCUGCAGCCUCAAAUGUGAGCAGACCCCAUGCUCGCUAUCCAUCCCCAUCAGACUGUUGGCCAUCACAAAUUCUAGAUAGUCAGCUGAAGACACCCGAGCAACAUGAGGUUGGUAGUGGCACUAGCUCUGGAACCAGCAGCAGGGGAGACUAAAGGCUGUCUAUGUGUAAGGUUACCGCAACACCACUGGAUAUUACCCUGCUUUACUUCAUAGAUUCAGAAUAGACAUUCAUUUAUGUAAAUGUUCAAUAAUGUGCUAGGCCCCCUUUGUCAAUGAACCUUAAAAGUGCCUCUCUUCAUUCAACAUAUUGCAUGAUGAUCAAGACAGCAUUGUCUUCAGAGCCUCGUUGUUGUAUCAAUCUAGUGAAAAAUGAAGCUUAAAUCCUAGUUGUCUA